UAGACGACGGGCAACAUGGCUGCAUGGCCUGAACCAAGUGGGAGGUGGUGGAAAAUUUAUCUCAUCCUUGCCGAUAGGGACGCUCUGCAUGGAAACAGAAAGCAGAGGCAUCAUGGUUGAACUUCAACUCUAUCAAUGCCGAAUCCAACUUGUGGCUCUGGUUCUUCGAUGCAAGGACAGGGGGGAACGACAUCCUUGUUGCCGGCAACUUGGAUCUUUUGGGCUGUCUUCUCUUCAUCUUGGCCACUUGCUUUUUUCUCCCCCUUUUCUUUCAACCUUAUCGGUCCUACGUCGCGUCUGUCCUGAGCGUUGAUUGAAACAAAUCAUCCUCUCUUCUGUUAUUGUCAAAGACUCUCAGCAUGGAGUAGGUACUUCUCUCGACUGUGGUAUUUUGAUUUGGGAUUGCGACCAUAAAUUUAAAGAAAUAUUUUGGGCUUUCAUGAUCCAUGUCGAAGUUUUAGCACAGUAGACCAUGAAAACCAGGAAAGGAAAGCGCUCUGAGUCCUUUUGGCCAUCGAUGGUGAUGAGGAAGUGGCUCAACAUUAAGCCGAAGGUGUAUGAGUUCAGUGAGGAUGAGGUUGACACUGAGAGCGAGGAUGAUGAUGCAAGAAACGCUAGCUUGGACUCGUUCUUUGAAAUCGUGGGGAGUAAACAUGGAUACCCAACUCAAGCAUCAGUUUAUAACUCUUUAGGAACACAAACAAAAGGAACCUCGUCAAGACUUCGGAGAAGAAAAUCAGAAACUUUACGUGUUCACUAUAUACGUAAAAAAGAUGUGAGGGUGAUGAUUGGAACAUGGAAUGUUGCUGGAAGGGUCCCAAUUGAGGAUCUUGAGCUUGAUGAAUGGCUAUGUACCAAGGAACCGGCAGACAUGUAUAUUCUUGGUUUUCAAGAGGUGGUCCCUUUAAACGCUGGGAAUGUAUUAGGAGCCGAGGAUAGCAGGCCAAUUCCAAAAUGGGAGGCCAUUAUUAGAAGAACACUAAACAAAUCUUCACAACCCAGGACAUUAUGUAAGAGUUACAGUGCUCCUCUCUCACCGGUGUCGAGGUCUUCGACUCCUACUGUUGGGAGCAGCAGGACUGCUCAGCUUGCUGAUAAUGGUUCCUUAUUCGAAGGAGAAAGCCCAAAGAAGCUAAUCAACAUGGAGAUGGAGUUACAGUGGGACAGGGUUCAUGCUGCCAAUGGCGCCAGUAAACUAGACUGGCCUGAAUAUUCAUUUGAUACGCCACCGCAAGCUCCGACUUCUAGAUCAAAAUUGAGAAGAGUCCUGAGCAGCUAUCCAAGAAUUGGAUUUGAUUGGCCGGAGGGAUCGCAAGCAGUGAAUGCUGGGCUAAAACGAGUUUACCAUAGCUCAGGGAACCUUGGAAUGCUGUGGUCAGAGCAGCAAGAGACAUCUGAUGUUCUUAAUUCAUUAAAUGAUGUUCCUGACAGGCUUUCUGAAGAAGAGGAAGAUUCUUCCUCAGUAAAUGUAGCAGACGAACAUGAUGUCAAGAAUCAAGAAGAAUGUUUAAGACGUAGUGCUAGAUUUGUGCGCGUCGUCAGCAAGCAGAUGGUUGGUAUUUACAUCUCCGUCUGGGUUUGUCGAAGGCUGAGGAGACACAUAAACAAUUUGAAGGUAUCUCAAGUUGGUGUUGGACUUAUGGGCUACAUGGGAAACAAGGGGUCUGUUUCUGUCAGCAUGUCUCUUUUCCAAACUAAGUUGUGCUUCGUCUGUUCUCAUCUGACAUCAGGCCAUAAGGAGGGUGAUCAACAUAAACGGAAUUCUGAUGUGCAUGAUAUCUUACAACGCACUCGAUUUUCUUCUAUAUUAGAUGCUGAUCAGCCGCAGACGAUUCCAACACAUGACCGAAUUUUCUGGUUUGGAGACCUGAAUUACCGUCUAAAUAUAUCGGAUGCUGAAGUAAGGGAACUUGUUGCUAAGAAAAGAUGGGAUGAACUCAUGAACUUUGAUCAGCUAAACAAUGAGCUAAGAAAAGGGCGCAUAUUUGAUGGAUGGAGGGAGGGGCGCAUUAGUUUUCCACCUACUUACAAAUAUGAGAUCAACUCAAAUAGAUAUGUUGGAGAAAAUGCUAGAGAAGGAGAGAAGAAGAGGUCCCCAGCAUGGUGCGAUCGUAUUCUUUGGUCGGGGAAGGGCAUCAGACAACUUUCAUAUUGGAGGUCCGACUUGAGUCUCUCAGAUCAUCGUCCGGUUAGCGCGAUCUUCUUGGUUGAAGUUGAAGUCUUUGACGAGCGAAAACUUGAAAGAGUUCUAAACUUUACUAGUGCUGGAUAGCAUUAUGCAGAAUGCUGCGAAGACGGUGGAGUAAUGAUCAAACAUAGUAAUCAUCGAUAUACAAGGGAAAGCUUCUCUUCAGGGGCUGUCUUUUUUAUAUGGGAAUGCCCUUAAUCCAUUCUAUAGUGGCCUAAACUUCAAACCUGACAAUUUUUAAUGCAUUCGAUGCGAUGGAGUAUAUAAGAUUGUCGGUUGAUACAUGUAAAGCACAUAGAGUGAAAACAGUAAGUUUCUUCUGACAGUUGUCUGGAUAUAGUUUGCACUCAAUGUUAAGUUAAUGCCAUGCAAAGAAGGGUUAAAAGUUGGUCAUCUUUAUAAUCAAGGAGAGGAUCAUCUGGUGAAGACCUAACUUCAGACUUGGAAGCAUUGAUCAAAAACAUCAUUCGCUUUGAGUGUGUCAAGUAUCUUCUGCAUGCAUUGCAUUUGUCUUUCUGAGGAAUGCUGAAUUUCUUGGAUUAGUAUAGGGAUAACAAUGAGAAAUGUUUGUGUCGAGAGAAUUGACUUCUGCUCAAGCUAUAUACACAAUGUGAGUGUAGGCUCCUCAGCCAAUGGUGGUUUUAA
Molecule: messenger RNA, 2833 nt
Organism: Phoenix dactylifera (date palm)
Lineage: Eukaryota; Viridiplantae; Streptophyta; Magnoliopsida; Arecales; Arecaceae
Gene: IP5PII
Product: myo-inositol polyphosphate 5-phosphatase 2
Biological process (GO): phosphatidylinositol dephosphorylation
Molecular function (GO): phosphatidylinositol-4,5-bisphosphate 5-phosphatase activity; inositol-polyphosphate 5-phosphatase activity; phosphatidylinositol-3,4,5-trisphosphate 5-phosphatase activity
Source: RefSeq, a predicted model, not a curated record